GCACCGUGCGUACAAUGCCUGGUGGUUGCCAUGGUGAAUGAUGCUGAUCUGAAGAAAUGAAUAAUGUGAGCAUUGGGGGCGACAGUGGGAUUACUCAGACAGUGGUGAGAAAGACAUCAAGGAGAGCCCAGAUCCGAGGAAGGGAGAAGGCACCAUCCCUUCGGCUCUGGUCCAGCCCGCCUCUGAGGGCUGCAUGCUAACCCUCUAACCGGAUCCACGGCGAGUAUCAGUAUCAGGAUGAACAUCGAGGUGGGGAACGUAUCCUAUACAGGAGCCAUCGUUUCCUGGUCGUCCUCGGAGCCCUGCCUGGAGGACUAUUACCAUAUUAUGUACAGACCCAAUUGGAACAGCAUCUUCUCUGGCUAUCUUCGCUACAGCUUCCACCACGAGGAGAAGGUACCCCGGACCAUCAGCUCCGUGGUGCUGGAACACCUGGCCCCCUCCACACUCUACUUCCUGUGCAUCAGUUGCAAGAAGGCCGCCUUCCCCUACCCGCACUACUGCACCAUGUUCCACACCCUGGAUAAGAGUCCGCUGGCAGCGGGGAGCUCCCUGGUGGACCCCCAGAUUUCCCUGUGGGUGCUGAUGGCCAUUCUGCUGGCAUGUUUCACCGCAGUCUUGGCCUUCAUCUGCCUCCAGUUCUGGUGUGUGCGCUGCCAUGAGCCCCGCUGGUCCUACCGGGCUGGCCAUAUGGAGGAAGCCAACGGGCUGGUGAGAUGGCCUGAGGAAGCCCCGGCUCUGGGUCAGCGGGAGGAAGACCAGCAGGGCCUUCCCCUGGUAGAACUGCCUCGCAAGUGCUCCAGUGCUGGAGGGGAUGCAGAUGAGGAAGCAGAAGCGGAAGCUGACCAGGAAGCCAACCUAGAAGCAUUUCCGGUGGGCGCCUUGCAGAUGCAGGCUGGUGACCAGCUAGCUAUACUGCCUUAUUUUGGGAAGUGAGAAGUGGGCAAGAGCUCUCUCUGGUCGUGGAGCUCAAAGUCCCCUACAGUAGGUCUCCUGUAAAAUUGUGUCUAUAGAACACCCAUUCCCACCUCGGUGUCUGUGCUUUUGGGGACUCCCCCAGGCUGUACAAAUGCCCAGGACCAAGCUUCUGGAAAACAGCUCCCCUCACCCCACCAUGGCCCAGUUAAGAGAGCACCCUGUUCAGAGUUAAAAUUCUGGUUUUAAUAUGAAAAUAAAUAUGAAUCCAGUGUAGCCUAGAAAGUACAAUUGGCAUGACUUAAAAGAAAACACACUAACUGGAGGAAACGGGGUGAACAUAAGCUCUCAUUGUGCUCUCUGUCACCCCAAGCAGAUGCCUGGCCUCCUGUGCUGGGGGAGGAGGUGGUUGUUUUGGA
Messenger RNA from Talpa occidentalis (Iberian mole), 1334 nucleotides. It is a transcript of the gene FNDC9, whose product is annotated as fibronectin type III domain containing 9. The transcript is spliced from 2 exons. Gene Ontology annotation, molecular function: protein binding. The coding region runs from base 238 to 936 and encodes 232 amino acids. NCBI's taxonomy places the organism in Eukaryota, Metazoa, Chordata, Mammalia, Eulipotyphla, Talpidae. The record is from RefSeq and is a predicted model, not a curated record.